AUGAAUAAAAACAUCCAAAAUAGAAUAAGUAUUACAAAGAGUACGGCAGGAGUGACAUACAACGACGCAGUUACACCCACUGAAAGCCAACGACUGCAGGAUGGAGAACCGACCCUGGAGCUCGCGCAGCCGACGUAUGCAUCACGCUUUUGGUUCUUUAAUUACCUUAAAAUGUGCACCCUCCGAUUAAUAAAUGACCUAUACACAACUUUCAUCACGUAUUGGUAUCCCAACCGCGAGAUCCUACCGGCUCAUAUCGUGAAUCUAAUGCAAGUGCAAAGCAGGCUCCGCGCGGAACGAGAGUCGCACGCGGUCACGCUCAGCAGCGAAGAUGAUGCGGGCAUCCACUUUACACCAAAAGAUCUUGAUUUCCCUGAAAGUGAACGUGAACCAAUGUUCGUCAUUGUGGAUUCAAGCAGCAUCAGUGAUCCAAGUUCUAAGGAAUUGCUUAUCGACAAUGAGUUUCACGGUAGAGAUAAGAUUCCAACAAGAUACAUGAAUAACAAAGUUAAGCCUGUGGACUUACCGUCAACCAGCACCGAUCUUCGAAGUGAAUUGAUGCCGCCGCUGCUGAAAGGAACCGAUUCGUCUGUUGAAAUGCAAAUAAUGGACAUAAACCUUCAAAGUGAUAACGAACUAAUAGUGAAUGACUCCGACUGCGAAAAUGAUUCCAUAGUAAUAUCUUACUUACGAAACAAGGAUGCCUUUUUGGACUUCGAUGGCACGCUAAUAUCAACGAAAAAGAAAUCGUCCCUACUAGAAAGUGUACCGAAGUUGGAAACAAUAUUAGAGAGUGAACAAUUUAAGCUUUCGGACGAAUCUUUAGAUUCCGUCAUACCUACGUACCCGACAUCAAUGCGAACAUCUAUUCAACUUGAAAGUCAAUCUACCCACACUUUAUCAACCUCGUCAUUAUUUUCAAAUGAAGGAACCAAUAAAUACAAACGGGCUAUUGAAUUCCUGCACAAUGACAAUGAUUUCUUGAUAGCUGCUGAAUUGGGAGAUGAAAAGUUGUUACGGAUACUGUUAAACCGAGGAGCUAAUAUAAACGGCAUUGAUCAUGUAGGUCGUAAUGCUCUUCACUUGGCUGUUUGCUCCGGAAAUCAACACUCGGUCUUGAUGCUUCUAAAGGCUGGAGUGCCUGUCAAUAAAAAAGACCAUUUGGGCAUGACACCGCUAUCCCUGUGCUUAAUGAGAAGGCCUUCUUGGCGCAUGGCGUCUAUGCUAUUCGACCAUGGCGCUAGACUCAUGCCAAGAUCAACUCCAAUGGACACUGGUUUAUUCCUACAAUUUGUUAUGAUGUGUAUACCGACCAAAGAAGAAGAAAGAAUACUACGUCUUCUCGUGGAGAAAGGUGCGGCAGUUAAUGACCCCGAUGCACCGGGUGGGCGACAACCUUUACACUUUGCAGCUAUGAGCAAUAACAUUCGUCUUAUAAACAUCUUAGUGGACUUAGGAGCCAAUUUAUAUGCAGUUAAUCAUCGAAAUCAAACACCGAAAGAUGUCGCAGCGACAUUUAAUUGUAAAGAAGCAUUCGGUCUUUUGGAGCAAUUUGAAGAGCUCAGCAGUCUGAUGAUUGAUAUGGACGAAGAGACUUUGAUAUGCUCGACUUCAUCAAGCAAUAUUGAAGAUUUUCUUGCAGUUUAA
Messenger RNA from Spodoptera exigua (beet armyworm), 1647 nucleotides. The record is from the annotation of a GenBank genome assembly. NCBI's taxonomy places the organism in Eukaryota, Metazoa, Arthropoda, Insecta, Lepidoptera, Noctuidae.